AUGCUGCAGCUGCUCCGGCUCUCGGUCCAGCAGAAGCUUCUGGUCCUCCUGGAGGACCUCCUUCAGCUGCUGGAGGAACACACGGAUCCUCCGGAGCUGAGAGCGAUGCUCAGCGAGCGGCUGGCGGUGGCAGAGCAGCAGAUAUUCGGGGAGUUUGAGGAGAGCGUGAAGGGGUUCGAGGAGCGAGAGGAGCGCAGAGAGAGAGACAUCCAGAGGCCGGAGGCCGUGCUGAGGGAGCCCAGAGUGCGCCUGCGCAGAGCAGACGGGCAGCUGGCUGACGGAGGUGGUCCCCAGCAGGAGGAGCCCCACCCCCACAUCAAAGAGGAAGAGGAGGAGGAGGAGCUAAAGCCCACCUUCACUCCUGUCCCUGUGAAGAGUGAAGAUGAUGAAGAGGAGCCUCAGUCCUGUCAUCUUCAUCAAAGAGACACUGUGGAACCAGAUGGAGAGGACUGUGGAGGACCAGGACCAGCCAGGAACCAGGAUCCAGAUCCAGGGUUAGAACCCAUCAGUGAGGAGAACUCUCUGGACUCCUCUGAGACUGACGACAGUGACUGGUCUCUCCCAGACGAGGCUCAGUCGGGGGUCGGGGCCCCAAACAGGGACGGUCCGGAGAGCGAUGUGGGGUCGUCUCACAAAGAGAGGCCGUUCCCCUGCUCCUUCUGCGGGAAGAGGUUCAGCCUGAAGGGGAACCUGAACCGGCACGUCAGAGACCACACGGGCGAGAGACCCUUCCCCUGCACCGGCUGCAACAAGACCUUCAAAGACAGCGGCUCUCUGACGGCCCACAGGAGGAUCCACACCGGAGAACAGCCCUACAGCUGCCUGUUCUGCGGGAAGAGCUUCAGCGGCCGGGGGAACAUGACCCGGCACAUGAGGAUCCACACCGGAGAGAAACCCUUCGAAUGCUCCGUCUGCAGCAAGAGCUUCCACGUCAAGGAACACCUGAACCGACACAUGAAGUUCCACACGGGGGAGAAACCCUUCAGCUGCUCCGUCUGCGGGAAGGGCUGCGCGCAGAAGACAGACCUGAAGAAACACAUGAGGGUCCACACCGGAGAGAAACCCUACAGCUGCCCCUUCUGCGGGAAGUGCUGCGCUGAGAAGGGGGACCUGACCAAACACAUGAGGGUCCACACGGGGGAGAAACCCUUCAGCUGCACCGUCUGCGGGAAGAGCUGCGCCCAGAAGGGCAGCCUGAAGAUCCACAUGAGGGUCCACACCGGAGAGAAACCCUUCAGCUGCUCAGUCUGUGGGAAGAGCUUCACCGUCACCGGACACCUGAAGAGGCACCUGAGGCUGCAUGAGGCUGGAGGGCAACAGGAAGUAGUAGGGGGUGAUUCACACUCAGCUGAAGACCAACAGGAAGUAGAACCUCUCUGUGGUUCUGGAGGCAGCGGUGCCCCCCCCCCCCCCCCCCCCCCUCGGCUGUCGGAAAUCAAAGGACAGAAAGAGACGAUAAAUGAACCAGGGCACUCCAACCUUACACAAAAGUGUAAGGUUGGAGAAGUAGUUAUUUAAAGGAAACCUAUCAUGCUAUAUUUAAAUGAUAUAUUGU
Molecule: messenger RNA, 1555 nt
Organism: Trematomus bernacchii (emerald rockcod)
Lineage: Eukaryota; Metazoa; Chordata; Actinopteri; Perciformes; Nototheniidae
Product: zinc finger protein 773-like
Exons: 2
Coding region: 1-1518 (505 amino acids)
Biological process (GO): regulation of transcription by RNA polymerase II
Cellular component (GO): nucleus
Molecular function (GO): DNA-binding transcription factor activity, RNA polymerase II-specific; RNA polymerase II cis-regulatory region sequence-specific DNA binding
Source: RefSeq, a predicted model, not a curated record